Messenger RNA from Rhodotorula toruloides NP11, 1809 nucleotides. Its product is annotated as capsular associated protein. The transcript has 4 exons. The record is from RefSeq and is a predicted model, not a curated record. NCBI's taxonomy places the organism in Eukaryota, Fungi, Basidiomycota, Microbotryomycetes, Sporidiobolales, Sporidiobolaceae. Bases 1 to 1809 code for a protein of 602 amino acids.
AUGUUGCACCGACGGCGGCAAGACGCAGACGGGCGGGCCUCGCCGCAGCCUCAGAUGGCAGACAGGCGCUCGCAACCUCAAGGCGGCAUCUCGCAACUCCUCUCGUCCUCCGCACCCGACAAGGUCGCCGCACGCCGCCGCAUCCUGUACAUCGCAGGCGGCGUGUGCGCAUUCUUCUUCCUCCUUCACCUCGUAUCGGCACCCUCGGGCGGCUCGUCGCGGUCAGGCAGGUCGCUCCCAGGGUUCGGGUCGCGGAGCCAGUACGCCUCGUCGAGGCGGACAGACGCCCUCGUUCGCGCGGCGAAAAAGAACCGUGCGGCGGCGAGCAUCUCGCACGGCGGGACGGGCGGGUACGGCCCCGCCAACUUCAGCGAGCCUCCGCCGUUCACGUUCUGCCCUACGUUUGGGCCAGGAGACGAGCUCGGGAACGUCUACGGGCGUGAGCAGAUACUCAAGACCCGAGCACACACUGGCAGCUCGGAGCGGGUGAGGAGGGUCAUCAAGCGCGCGAUGGCAGGGUUGCCCAUCACCGUUGGCGUUUUGGGAGGAAGUGUGAGCAGCUGUCACGGACUCGAUGCGACGCAGGCGCAUCCGUUGGGCAACCCGACAGGUCCCAAUUGCUACCCGCACCGCGUCUUCUCCUGGCUGAACGACGUCUUCCCGCACCCGGCGAACGAGUUGACGAACGGCGCUCUGCGACGAACGGGCACCUCAUACUUCGGCUUCUGCUCCGAAAUGCACCUGCCUGAUCGUGUCGACCUCGUCAUCGUCGAGUUCGACACUGAGGACCCGCACGAGGCGACCACCCUCUCAACGACCGACCUCCUCGUCCGCUCCCUCCUUCUCCGACCCGACCAGCCCGCCGUCAUCAUGCUCGGCCACUUCUCGCCUCAGAUCCAGGGCGAGCACGGCUUUGCCGGUCCCGAAGUGUGGCACUCGGCGGUUGCGCAGUUCUACGACGUCGUCCACCUGAGCGUCAAGGGCCUUCUCUACGAGGAGUACCUCCUGAACCCGCAAAAAGUCCGCCAGACCUACUUCCUCGACCCGAUCCUCGCCAACUCGAAAGGCCACGAGCUCCUCGCCGACACGCUCAUCGCGUACCUCGAGUCGGAGAUCUGCCAAGUCUGGGAUCAGGCGGCGCUCGAGACGGACCUCGCGUCGCUCAUCGGGUCGAAGCAGGCUGUCUCCCCCCUCGCGCUCAGCGACGACUACCCGUCGCUCUUGUCGGGCAAGGGCCUGCGCAAGGCUGCCGACGCGGGACUCGACGCCGAAGACUCGGACACCUCGCAGUCUGGGUCCGGCCGGAUGGGCAGGUCAGGCUACCUCCGCAUUCCGCCCUUCCGCAUCACCGACAAGCCGCACUCGCUCGCCCACUUCCGCGAGAUCAAGCCCAACUGCGCCUCGGCGAACGACUUGAUCAACCCGCUGCCGCAGUCGGUCUUUGCCGGCUCGGGGUGGUCGCCUAUCCAGCCGAGGCCGGACGACGAGGACGAGACGCACUACUGGUACACUGACAUGCCCGGCUCGCUUCUCAAGAUUCCGAUCAAGGUCGGAGCGGGAGACAUCGCCGUUUACUACCUCAAGGGUCCCGAGGCGGAGGGUUGGGGAACGGUCCUGUGCUGGGUCGACGACAACGUCGAGGGUGCUGUCGAGCUCAAGGGCCACUGGGAGAAGGACUACGGACAGCCAACCGUCACGCAGAUCGACCAGGGCGUCACGAAGGGUCCUCACUACGUCGUCUGCGAGCUGCAGGGUCAGCCCGGCAUCGACCACGCCCGCUUCAAGCUGUUCGGAGUGUUCUCAACCUAA